Messenger RNA from Pygoscelis adeliae (Adelie penguin), 761 nucleotides. It is a transcript of the gene NUBP2, whose product is annotated as nucleotide binding protein 2. The coding region runs from base 1 to 624 and encodes 207 amino acids. Gene Ontology annotation, molecular function: ATP binding; ATP-dependent FeS chaperone activity; iron-sulfur cluster binding. Gene Ontology annotation, biological process: iron-sulfur cluster assembly. NCBI's taxonomy places the organism in Eukaryota, Metazoa, Chordata, Aves, Sphenisciformes, Spheniscidae. The transcript has 6 exons. Gene Ontology annotation, cellular component: cytosol. The record is from RefSeq and is a predicted model, not a curated record.
AUGGAUAAACUGACGCAAAAUAAGUUCCUCCCGCACCACGAGCCUCUGCAAACUUCAGUCUCUUUCGCCACGCAGGAGAGGAGCAACCUGGCCGGGGUGCGGCACAUCCUGCUGGUGCUCUCCGGGAAGGGCGGCGUGGGGAAGAGCACCAUCUCCACCGAGCUGGCUCUGUCGCUGCGGCACUCCGGGAAGAAGGUGGGGAUCCUGGACGUGGACCUGUGUGGCCCCAGCAUACCCCGCAUGUUCAGGGUGCAGGACAACGACGUGCACCAGUGUGACAGCGGCUGGGUCCCCGUCUUUGCGGACCGAGACAAGAGCAUCUCGCUCAUGUCCAUCGGCUUCCUGCUGGAGAAGCCGGAUGAUGCCAUGGUGUGGAGAGGGCCCAAGAAAAACGGCCCGCACUGUUCGGAGUGCACAAACAUCUUUUCCAAAGGGGGAGGUGAGGAGCUGGCCAAGCACGCUGGGGUCCCCUUCUUAGGCUCUGUUCCUCUGGACCCCCAGCUCAGCCAGAGCUUGGAGGAAGGCAGAGAUUUCAUCCAAGAGUUUCCCAAGAGCUCUGCCUUCCCUGCCUUGACUCACAUCGCCCAGCAGAUCUUGGAUGGUGCGUUGCAGCAGAGCUCCUGAGGAGGGUGUGGAGCUGGACUCUUGCCGGCCGAGCCCCUGGCCUGGCAGCACCACCAGCAGCCCGUGCCGGCGGUGGGGAAGGGGGACGCAGAAGCUGUUCGACUCUAAAACUGUCUCAGUGGCGGGUGGCGGGGGGA